AUGGUUGACGACGGAGGAGAAUACGGUGGUGGCGACAAGGACACCAAGAAGAAAAGUACCGGUAUAAGGCUGAAGUCUCUCCCUCCUCCUGGACCUUCAUCCCCCACCAGCAGCUGGAAGAGCAACGGGGACGGGGACCCCAAGAGCGGAACCGCCGGAGACUUGGAAACGUACGUUGCCAUCAAGAACAACUUGAAUGGGGACUGUCGUCUGGUCAGAGGUAGCCUUUCCUCCAUCACUGGUCGACACACUCUUGGGUCAGAUCUAGCUGAGCAGCAGAGGCUGAUCUCCGAGGCAGACGCCGGUGCUAACAAGGAGAGUUACCCCGGAGGAGAGACUGGUCUGAGGGGCGAGCAGGGAGCGCAGGGUGCCGGUGGUCGCGGUGCUGGCGCACAUCGCCGAUCGUCCGUCUUCGAUCAGUCCACUUUCAUCAACUUAGAAGGAACCGAACCGAUCAUGCCAGACGAAGCAGAGCAGUUGUACCGGGUGGGCUUCAUGCACCGGCAGUUCGGGGCGAUGCUUCAACCGGGAGUCAACAAGUUCUCUCUGAGAAUGUUGGGGAGCGAGAGGGCGGUGGAGCACGAGAGAGAACGGGUCAAGUCUGCAGGAUUCUGGAUCAUUCACCCAUACAGUGAUUUUAGGUUCUACUGGGAUCUGAUAAUGCUGUUCCUCAUGGUGGGGAACCUCAUCAUCAUCCCUGUGGGCAUCACCUUCUUCAAGGACGAGCACACUCCGCCCUGGAUUGUCUUUAACGUCAUCUCAGACACCUUGUUCCUCAUCGACCUGGUCCUCAACUUCCGGACGGGUAUAGUCAAAGAGGACAACACAGAGAUCAUCCUGGACCCACAGACCAUCAAGAUCAAGUAUCUGAAGAGCUGGUUCGUGGUGGACUUCAUCUCAUCCAUACCAGUAGAUUACAUCUUCCUCGUCGUGGAGACCAGGAUCGACUCAGACUUCUACAAGACGGCCCGGGCGCUGAGGAUCGUGCGCUUUACAAAGAUCUUGAGUUUGUUGAGGCUGCUGAGGCUGUCCAGGCUCAUCAGAUAUAUACACCAGUGGGAGGAGGUUUUCCAUAUGACCUAUGAUUUGGCUAGUGCGAUGGUGAGGAUCGUGAACCUGAUUGCUAUGAUGCUGCUGCUGUGUCACUGGGAUGGAUGUCUGCAGUUCCUGGUUCCCAUGCUGCAGGAGUUCCCCUCUGACUGCUGGGUCACCAGAAACAAGAUGGUGAAUGACACGUGGGGCCAGCAGUAUUCCUACGCCCUGUUCAAGGCUAUGAGCCACAUGCUGUGUAUUGGGUACGGUAUGCACCCUCCCGUGGGCCUGGCGGACGUGUGGCUCACCAUCCUCAGCAUGAUCGUGGGCGCCACCUGCUAUGCCAUGUUCGUAGGCCAUGCUACCGCUCUGAUCCAGUCACUGGACUCGUCCCGACGGCAGUACCAGGAGAAGUAUAAACAGGUGGAGCAGUACAUGUCUUUCCACAAGCUUCCUGCCGGCAUGCGGCAGAGGAUCCAUGACUACUACGAACAUCGCUUCCAGGGCAAGAUGUUUGACGAAGAGAGCAUUCUGGGGGAGCUGAACGAACCGCUCAGAGAGGAGAUCGUCAACUUCAACUGUCGUAAGCUGGUGGCUUCGAUGCCUCUGUUCGCCAACGCCGACCCCAACUUUGUGACGUCAGUGCUGACCAAGCUGCGCUUUGAGGUGUUCCAGCCCACGGAUAGUGUGGUUAUGGAGGGCGCCGUCGGCAGAAAGAUGUACUUCAUCCAACACGGGGUGGUCUGCGUCAUCACCAAGGGCACCAAGGAGACCAAGCUGUCUGACGGGUCCUACUUUGGAGAGAUCUGCCUGCUGACUCGAGGCAGAAGAACGGCCAGUGUUCGUGCGGAGACGUACUGCCGUCUGUACUCCCUGUCUGUGGACAACUUCAACGAGGUCCUGGAGGAGUACCCCGUGAUGAGACGGGCCUUGGAGACCGUGGCUCUGGACCGGCUGGACCGCAUAGGAAAGAGGAACUCUGUGCUCCAACACAAAGUCACCCAGAACUCAGGAGCUGGGAACCUCCUGGAGAACGAGAUCAUCCAGAGGAUCGUACAGCACGACCGGGACAUGGCCAUCCAGAGCAACAUCUCUCCCCUGUACCUGGAUCCCCCAUCCCCCACCUCCACCCCGGGGGUCAUCUGGGCUCCCUUGGUCCAGGGCCCCCUCCAGGCUGCUGCAGCCACCACCUCCCUGGCUCUGGCCUACUCCCACUCCCAGCUCCACGCCCAGCUCCCUCCGGUCCUCUUCCACCGUCCUGUCUCUGUCUCCGGGUCAUUCAAGGAUCCUAGAGGUCACCGUCUGCAGAGGGGCGUGUUUGUGGGCGUGUCCAGUGGCUGUGGCUCCGGGGCUGCAUCCCCGGCCGGUUCUGUGAAGUUCCGUUCUGGAGUGGACACUCCGAUAUUAGCCUCGCUCCGGGCGCAGCAUCUAGUCUCCACCGCCUCCUCCAUGUCUCCUCUGUCACCUAUGACCUCCAUGUACCAGCCAACCUCCUCCAUCAUCUCCACCAACUUCCAGGCCCAGCCCAGCAGUGCCUCUCUCUUCCCCCUGGGCCAGGCCUCCAUCCGGGGGUAUCCACCCUCCUCCUCCUCCUGCAUGGCCCAGCACCACCCCCACCACCCCUACGGCCCACCAGGGACCCACCAGCAGGGGGCAUCAGGGAGGCUGAGAUUCCCAGCCCACUCAGCCCCUUCUGGUUCCACCCUAAGCCCUCUCAUCUGUAGCUCUGUCAGCCAUCUCCUGAACCAGCUACAGAACUCUUAUUCUCACACUGCCAGCGCUCAGCAGCACGUCCAGAUGGGACCUGGUCAUCAGGAGAGAGCAGGCCACCUCCUCCUCCCCCACUCCCGCUGCCCCUACACCACCACCGGCCCUAGCAACCCCACCCAACACCACAGCUCCAGUGGGUUUCUGUCUAUGUCUAUCCCAGAGCAGGCCGGCGUUGGAGGUGUUGGAGGCCCAUCCUCCCUGGUGCAUCACAGUCCGGCAGGCCUCCACCCCGGCCUCCUCCCACAGGUUCUCCCGGAGCACCCUGCCCAUUCUUCCCACUCUGCCCUGGCCUCGCUGGCCCAGUACGGGUCAGGGGAUGUCUCCCCGUCCUGCACCCCACCGCUGACACACAGCCCCACCGUCCAGAGUCCGCUGACAGGCAGGACGGUGCUUUACCAUCGUCACCACAGCCAGCUCCAUAGCCAACCCUCCAGCGCCAUAGGCUCUCACAGCUCCCUCACCUCACAGACAUCUUGCCCUCCCCAGGUAGAUGGGAGAGGGCAGAGGGCAGAGUCCCUGGUGGAUCUCUUCACGCAGGAUGUCAGGACUAUCUCCACUGUUUCCACCUCGGGCUCACGCAGCUAUCUGCCCCAAGAAGGCAGUAAUAAACUCGACAGCCCCAUCCCAGGGCACGCCACCCCUCUGAGUCACUACACUCCCAUGGGAUCUGAACCUCCAACUCCCAUGAGCCAAGGAGCACCGACCUCUUCGCAUCCCAACCCCAGUCGCCCUGCUACCCCGGCCAAGACCUCCGGGGCAGAGUACACAGUCUCCGAACUCCCCUCCAACCUGUGA
Molecule: messenger RNA, 3597 nt
Organism: Coregonus clupeaformis (lake whitefish)
Lineage: Eukaryota; Metazoa; Chordata; Actinopteri; Salmoniformes; Salmonidae
Product: potassium/sodium hyperpolarization-activated cyclic nucleotide-gated channel 1-like
Exons: 9
Coding region: 1-3597 (1198 amino acids)
Biological process (GO): potassium ion transport; transmembrane transport
Cellular component (GO): membrane
Molecular function (GO): voltage-gated potassium channel activity
Source: RefSeq, a predicted model, not a curated record